Messenger RNA from Peromyscus eremicus (cactus mouse), 4529 nucleotides. RefSeq names its product centrosomal protein 162 (gene Cep162). NCBI's taxonomy places the organism in Eukaryota, Metazoa, Chordata, Mammalia, Rodentia, Cricetidae. Gene Ontology annotation, biological process: cilium assembly. The record is from RefSeq and is a predicted model, not a curated record. The coding region runs from base 150 to 4370 and encodes 1406 amino acids. The transcript has 27 exons. Gene Ontology annotation, cellular component: centriole; axonemal microtubule; centrosome.
CCCGGAGCCUGCCCGCCGGUGGAGGUCUGUUGCCCUGACAACAGCUGGCCUGCCGGGACUUUCCGGAAAGCGCGGGCUCCCGGUAGCAGUGUUUCCAGUGCCUUAAGUACUUUUAGGAUGCUUUCUUUGUGAAGUGAAAAUUACUAACUAUGGCUCACUAUUCCAAAGAAGAACUUGAUGAAGAAUUUGAACAAUUUAUGAAGGAGCUUUCAGAUGAUUCUUUUGAAAAUUCAAACAAAACACCUAGACAACCUAAAAAAGAAAUGAAGAAGAAAGAUACAGUGCCUUGGUGGAUAACCGAAGAUGAUUUUGAUAAUGGACUGCUUGGGACAAAUGUGAGCUAUUUGAAAACAAAGAAGACUUCUCAGCCUGUUAUGGACUCAGAAGAGGAGUCUGCUGAAAAAGCUCAAUUUCUUAAGAGCAGUGGGACCUCCAUCUUAAGUGUUGACAGCCUAGAAGCCAAUGAGUUAGUCGUUUCUGACCUCCAUCAUAGUACCCUGGGGCUGGGGUUGGACACAUUAGAAGAACAAGAAGAGAAGGAGCAGUUCUUUGCCAGACUUGAAAAAGGCUUGACAUCCUCUAUUGAUUAUUCCAAAUUAAAUCAAGAACUGGAUUCUGAUGACUCCACACAAUUCAGAGCUUUACACAGUUAUCACACUAACACAGAACCAGCUGAAGAUGGACAUGAGAAUGAAUCAGAACAUGAGGGACUGCCAGAAACAUACAGUGAUGAUUUUGAAGAUGCUGAGGAUGUUGAUGCACCUUUGAUUACUAAAGAUGAAGAGACCCAUCCCGAAGAAAACUCAGAGUCAGGAAAAGCGAAUGUUCCCACACAGGAGGAAGAGAAAACCAGCAUGCUGGCUAAUGUUGUGCUGCUCGAUUCUUUAGACUCUGUUGAGGAUGUUGACCUUCCUGAUCAAAAGAAAGCAAGCCCUAAUGCAAAGACCCUCCCAGAAACGACUAGUGGGGAGCUAGCGGGAACAGGCGUUUCUUAUGGCCAGAGCAGUGGGGACACUGAAGCCCUGCACCAGGCUUACAGUCAUAUAGCUCAUUCUCUGGGGGAUACAGACGAACCAAGAAUUGAGGCUAGCACUAUGGGAAAUGUCAAGAACUCAGGAAAAGAUCAUCUUCAAGAACAUGAAGAGUCUUCAAAGAACAUUUCUACCACAGAAUCUGAUCUGCCCACAGUAGAGGAGCUGAUGAAACCCAUCAGGAUAGACUCCUAUGGGGUCAGUGGCUUUGACUUGCCACCCAUCAGCCUUAAGAAAGCAGCUGAGAGUAAAGAAGGGGACUCUGUGAGCUCUGUACCCCUUAAGAGGAACGCGAACACUGUGACUGAAGACCUCACUCACGUGAGCCCGUUUCCCCACGAACCCGGCGAGAGUGCGGCUUUACGCAGGACAGUGGGUGCCAGCGUGGGCAGUGGCUGCCCGGCAGCAACUGGUAUGGAAGAGCGUUUGGACAAAAUGUACCUUGAGAUUGUGAGGAAAAAAACAACGGUUAACCCUUCACUAUUACCUCAGCAUGACAAAACGAACCAGACUUCCAGGACUCGGAUCAGCGCUGGGGAAGAGGGACCUGUACGUGGCAAACAGGUUCUGUACAAGAAGGUCAGAAGUGCACCUCCUCUGCUUAAGAGAAAGCCACAGAGUGGACUGUAUGUUUCCACUCGGAGCUCAGGCUACGGCAGACCCAGUUCACCGCUCCAGUUACUUUCUGCUCUUGAAAAGAAAACUUCGAAGGACAAUACAAAAAGUAAAAACGUGAGGUCCGUUCCCACCUCAAGUCAGUUUAGGAGAAAAGAAAUAUUAUCUGGAACAAAACUCAUCAAGCCUGCAGCUUUGAAUAAAUCAUCCCCCCAAAGUGAAGGUAGCCUAGCUACUCCUAAGAGGCCUGAAGAUGCCACAGCUGACUCCUCUAUCCAGUUUCAGACUGAACCUUCAGGAUCCUCUGGUGGGAACAGAGAGAAAGAAUUACUAAUGUUGAAAAGAGCUCAGGAUGCAGAGGAAAAAUGGAGGGGUGCACAAGCCCUAAUUGAGCAAAUUAAAAUUACAUUCUCAGAAAAGGAGAAGGAGCUGGAGAACACGUUGGAAAAUCUAAAGAGACAGCAGGAAGGGGAGCUCUUCAAACUGAACCAAGAAAAUUACAUUCUUCAGGCCAAGUUAAGUAGCUUUGAAGAAACAAGCAGAAAGCAGAGAUGGCUGCAGCUUGGGGAAACCUCGGAUCCCAUCACCGGAGAAAAACUGAAACAAAUCCAAAAAGAGAUACAGGAACAAGAGACGCUUCUUCAAGGAUAUCAGCAGGAAAAUGAAAGAUUGUAUAAUCAAGUAAAAGAUCUCCAGGAACAAAAUAAGAAAAACGAAGAGCGAAUGUUUAAGGAAAAUCAGAACUUAUUUAGUGAGUUAGCCUCUUUAAAAGAACAGAUGCACAAGGAUCGUUUCCUGUCUCAAGUAGUUGAAAAUGCAGAACCCAUCAAAACCCAGAGUUUUACAGACCUCCUAGCAGAAUUACGGGUGGUGCAGAAAGAGAAAAACCAUCUGAUGGAAGACAUCAAAAGACUGAAGCAAGACAAACAAGCUCUGGAAGUGGACUUGGAAAAAGUGAAGAAAGAGAGGGACCAGGCCAAAGACCAGAUUGCUUAUGCCACAGGUGAAAAAUUAUAUGAAAUAAAAAUCUUAGAAGAAACACAUAAACAAGAAGUCAGUCGUCUGCAGAAGCGGUUACAGUGGUACGCUGAGAAUCAGGAGCUUCUAGAUAAAGAUGCAGCUCGUCUCCGAGAGGCCAAUGAGGAAGCUGAGAAGCUGAAACUGGAGAUUGAAAAACUGAAAACUGAGUCUGGGAGCCCAACUAUUCAGCAGAGGUUACGCUCGAAGGAAAGAGCUCUGGAUGCCAAAAGAAUUCAGGAUCUGGAGCGGCAGGUUAAAGAAAUGGAAGGAAUUCUGAAGAGAAGGUACCCCAACUCUUUACCUGCUUUGAUACUGGCUGCCUCGGCCGCUGGUGAUUCAGUAGACAGAAAUACAGUGGAGUUUAUGGAAAGAAGGAUAAAAAAGUUAGAAGCUGACCUGGAGGGCAAAGACGAAGAAGCCAAGAAAAGCCUCCGCACCAUGGAACAGCAGUUUCAGAAGAUGAAGAUCCAGUACGAACAGCGGCUGGAGGAGCAGGAGCAGCUGCUUGCCCACAGACUGAAGGAAGCACCACAGAACCAGUGCAACAGCUCAUCCAGGCUUAAGGCCCUUGAGACAGAACUUGGGGAGGUCAAGGAAGCCCAUCAGGUCACCGUAAGAAAGCUGGAAGCAGAAAUCGAUGUGCUUAAGCAUCAAAAUGCCGAGUUAGAACACAAGAAGACUGGCAAGGAGGACCAGGACCUCCAGUCCAUAGAAUUCCAGGUGGAGCAGGCGCAUGCGAAAGCAAAGCUGGCAAGACUCAACCAAGAGCUGGCCGCCAAAGGGAGAGAGAUCCAAGACCUUUCGAAAACUGUGGAGAGGCUCCAGAAGGAGCGGAGGAUGAUGCUGUCCAGGCAGAGCCCCAGGAGCAGGGAGGAAACGUCCGCCAAAAGGCCGAAGAAAGAAGUUCUGCACCCACAUAGAGGGAAUGCAAAUUCCUUCCCUGGAACCCUAGAUGACAAACUGUACCACCCACACACCUUUACUGACUCUGAUGUUUCGGAGGUUUUACAAGAAAACUACAGAUUGAAAACAGAACUAGAGGGAUUGGUCCUAGAGAGAGAUAAGCUGAAGAUGGACUCGGAAGCAGCAGUAUACCAAUUUGAAAACUCCAUGAGAAGGGUCAAGGACGACACUGCCGCACACAUUGCAUCCCUCAAAGAGUCUCAUCAGAGGGAAAUAGAGAAACUCCUUUGCCAGAAUGCAGUAGAAAACUCCUCUUCCAAAGUAGCUGAACUGACUCGAAAAAUCACAACUCAAGAGGUACUUAUAAAACAUUUCCAAGGUCAAGUUAAUGAGCUGCAGGGUAAACAAGAAUCCCUUGCACUUUCUCAAGUUCGAGAAGAAAUCCUACAGAAACAGAUAACAAAACUCUUGGAAGAAUUGAAAGAAGCCAAAGAAAACCACACACCAGAGAUGAAACACUUCAUGGGCUUAGAGAGGAAGAUCAAGCAGAUGGAGAUGAGGCAUAAGCAGAGGGAGCAGGAACUCCAGCAGAUAAUACAGCAAACACGGCAAGUAGUGGAGAGUGAGCAAAACAGGGAGGUCGAGAAAUGGAAGAGGCUGGCGCAGCUGAAGAAUCGGGAGCUGGACAAGUUCCGCACGGAACUAGACUCCAUGCUGGAUGUUCUGCGGGAGCUGCACCGGCAGGGCGUGGUUGUGCCCGUCACCGCUCUUGGGGAUGAAGUAAACACGGCCGAGUUUUAGUCGCAGCUCAGAUCCGAGUGACCUCAUGGGAAGACAGAUGAAAAGGCGCCACUGUCUGAACAGCUUUUGAAAAAUAAGGCUCUGCUAGACAGGCGUGUGUGACGGCAAAGGUAGCAAUGCUAGUCAGAAUAAACUGCCCUGAACUAACAAGGAAAAGAA